Neltuma alba is the source of this 1860-nucleotide messenger RNA. RefSeq names its product protein ALP1-like. The record is from RefSeq and is a predicted model, not a curated record. Lineage: Eukaryota; Viridiplantae; Streptophyta; Magnoliopsida; Fabales; Fabaceae. The coding region runs from base 1 to 1629 and encodes 542 amino acids. The transcript is spliced from 3 exons.
AUGACAAUUUACAUUUGGGAUUUCAUGGUUGAUGAUGCACUUGUGAGUGGAUAUGAUCAUCAUAGUGCAUUUGCCGCUGGUGUUGAUAUGAGCAUGCUUCUUGAGGGGCUUAUGAGAGUUCUGGUGAAACUGAACGCCAAGCGAAGACGACCUUGUGUUUUGAGUGAGCUGCGUUCCAACUUGCAUCUUCGUUUUCCGUCUCUCCCUGUCUUUCUGUGUAUGAAGCUCCAAACUUUUGCCGACCCACAAUACAUCUCUUACAUUCAUACCUUGCUUCGCCCUUCUUUCCAUCAAAUGAAUGCCGACACCUCCGGAAAACGGUGCCGGGAAAUUCAACAUCGUCACGACGCCGAUGACGAGCCUUCGAUUCCAAGGGAAGGAACUCAGGAGAACGAAUUGAAGGGUAUUCUUACUUUGCUGAUGUUGCCGGACGAUCAUGAUGAGAAGCAUGAUGAUGACGAUAACCUCGACAAGAACAAAGCGAACUCGCAAGAGAAAGAAAUCCCGACGGGCAGUUUUGAUGUAUCAGAGCUCAAAUCCGGAGCCGCAGAUAGUGGGCCUCGCCAUCAACGUAGGCUGUGGGUGAAAGAUCGUUCAGGGGCUUGGUGGCAACAAUGUAACCACCAGGAUUUUCCUGAACAAGAGUUCAAGAAAGCGUUUAGAAUGGGAAAAGCUACUUUCGAUAUGAUCUGCGAGGAGCUCAAUCCCGCGAUCGCGAAAGGAGACACAACUCUCAGAAAUGCAAUUCCUGUGAGGCAAAGAGUGGCUGUUUGUAUAUGGAGGUUAGCCACGGGCGAUCCUCUUCGUCUUGUAUCACAGAAAUUUGGUUUGGGCAUAUCAACUUGCCACAAGUUGAUUCUUGAGGUUUGUACGGCCAUAAGGUCUGUACUGAUGCGUAAGUACUUGCAAUGGCCUGAUGAAGUUACAACAAGGAACUUCAAAGCUGAAUUUGAAUCCAUCUCAGGAAUACCCAAUGUGGUGGGGUCCAUGUUUACCUCACAUAUCCCAAUAGCAGCUCCCAAGGUUAAUGUUACAGCUUAUUAUAAUAAGAAUCACACAGAGAGGAAUCAGAAAACUUCGUAUUCAGUUACAGUUCAGGGUGUCGUUGACCCAAGAGGUGUGUUUACAGAUGUUUCUAUUGGUUGGCCUGGUUCUAUGUCUGAUGAUGAGGUGUUACAGAAAUCUGCACUUUAUGAAAAGGCUAAUGGAGGACUUCUGAAUGGUAUGUGGAUUGUUGGGAGUUCAGGGUAUCCUCUAAUGGAUUGGGUUCUAGUGCCUUAUAGUCAGCAGAACCUGACUUGGACACAGCAUGCUUUUAACGAGAAGAUUGAAGAGAUUCGAAAAGUUUCAAAAGAUGCUUUUGCCAGAUUGAAAAGAAGGUGGGGUUGCCUGCAAAGAAGGACAGAAGUGAAACUACAAGAUUUGCCUCUUAUCCUUGCUGCCUGCUGUGUUCUGCAUAAUAUAUGUGAAUUUAAGAAUGAAGAAAUGGAUCCAGAGCUUAUGGUUGAACUUGUUGAUGAUGAGAUUGUGCCAGAUGUUGCUUUGAGAUCAGUAAAGUCUAUGAAGGCUAGGGACCUAAUUGCUCACAAUCUUUUACACCAUGGCCUUGCUGGCACUUCUUUUCUCUAGUCUCGUUUUUUUCUAUAGAUUGGUAUUGAAGUCAUUUACCAUUAUUUUUUUGUUUGGUCAAAGUCAUUUAUCUUGAUUAGAAGGGGCUUUGUGAAAGACUCAUUCGCCCCUUUACCUACUGUAUGAUUAUAGUCUUAAUGGAGUGCAAAGUUAUGUGUAAAAUUCGCAGACUAGAAUCCUGUACUUCUAUACUUAUACUGACAGAUAAGAAUGACGAUAUGUGCUCAAUUA